This is a messenger RNA of Mollisia scopiformis, 960 nucleotides long. RefSeq lists its product as uncharacterized. Lineage: Eukaryota; Fungi; Ascomycota; Leotiomycetes; Helotiales; Mollisiaceae. The record is from RefSeq and is a predicted model, not a curated record. Bases 1 to 960 code for a protein of 319 amino acids. The transcript has a single exon.
AUGCAACACGCAGCUACAUCAGUCUUGGUCAUAGCAUACCUGAAUCUAAUCCUCCUGCUAAGCAUCCUGCUUUUCUCCCGUCCAAUUUUCCGCCCUCUCUUCCGCGGGCAUUUCGAAACUACAAUGCGGUUCGCGGGUUGGACUUCUUUACUUCUCUUUUGGAUUAAAGCAGGGCUUUUCGUCUCGUCUCGUGCUGGGCUGGAACCGGUUUCGAAAGCGCUGCUAAAGAGUCCGAGUAUAUGGCUCAUGACGGUAACAACGAUCAGUAUCCUCUCCACUUGGUUUGAAGUCCGCAAAGUUCCAGUCAAAACAUACAUCCUCUCUCCACACGCCAUUCGUCUCGAUUUCUGCGCCUCCUCGCCACUAGGGAAAGCUGUUCCUGGGACAGCAGUCAGGAUAUCUUCUAGUCUUCUGGGCGAAUGGUACACCUUCCCCACAAUCGCGCAGCCGGGACAAGAAGGUUUCUCGGUCAUAGUAGCGAAUCCCAAGGGUUGGGCGGCGGGCUUAGUCGCGAAUCCGCCUACGGAGCUGUAUAUCCGCGGCCUGCCGACGACGGGCUUUAUGCGUGUGAUUCCUUUGUUUCGGUCUAUGCUGCUAGUAGUAAGUGGGAGUGGCAUCGCAGCUCUGCUUCCGCAGCUUUAUGCGCUCGAUUAUGCGAUGCUUUGUGGGAGGGAUAUGAGGGCCAUGCCGAGGUUGAGGAUCCUUUGGAGUGCGGAGGAUCCGGAGGGGGUGUUUGGGAGGGAGGUAGUGGAGUUGAUACUUAGGGUUGAUCCGUGGGCUGUUAUUUGUGAUAAGAGGGGUUUGGGGAGGCCGGAUAUGUUGGGGACGGCGUGGAGGUUGGUGAGGGAGAGUGGGUGUGAAGCGGUGGGUGUUGUGGGGAGUCAAGGUUUGGUUGGUGAGGUGGUUUAUGGGCUUGAGAGUAGAGGUGUUCCUGCUUUUGGGGCAUUGUGGAGUUCCUGA